Molecule: messenger RNA, 489 nt
Organism: Aspergillus lentulus
Lineage: Eukaryota; Fungi; Ascomycota; Eurotiomycetes; Eurotiales; Aspergillaceae
Gene: tpcL
Product: anthrone oxygenase tpcL
Source: RefSeq, a predicted model, not a curated record
AUGACGAAAGAAACGUACGUCUCAGCCACGGCCGUGGUCUCUGGAUCGUUCCUAUCAGGAUCGAUGAUGGGUCUCUCAGCCUUGGUGAUCCCCGUUUUCCUCGACACGAUCGACGAUGGACCUCAACUGCUACGGCAGUGGGCGCGACUCUACCAUUACGGGAGCAUCGCCAUGCCCUCGCUGUGUGUCGCCACAUGCGGCAUAUACGGGUACGUGGCGUUGAGCAAGAGGGCCGCGAUUUCUCCUCUAUGGUCCCCAUAUGCACUGGCGGCUGUGUCGACAUUAGCCAUGAUACCUUUCACCCUGUGGGUCAUGGUACCGACGAACAAUACCUUGUUCGAAUUGCAUAGGUCGGAGGAAAGCACAGAAUUAGGUAUGGUCCGGGUUCUUGUGGUGAAAUGGGCCUGGUUGCACGUUAUGCGGUCGCUGUAUCCGCUGUUCGGGGCAUUUCUGGGGUUCAGGGCCUUGAUUCGCGAGCUCCGGACUUGA